UCUCGUGAUGGCACCGCCUUCCUAGAAAAUUUCGUAUUCUUUUGGCGGGGUUUGUUUUGGUUCGUUUGAGACUGUCCCUUCGGAUGUUCGAUUCAUUUUGUAAACGUUAACUUUCCAGCUACAAAAUAUGGAGCGCGGAAGGCUGAGUCGAGUAACAAGCGGCAGACCAUCGGAGCUGCCUAUGCGAGUGCAAGACAGCAACAGGAUGAGCAUGGUGUAUACAACGCCUAAGAGCAAACAACCUUCAUUUGGAAAGCUCAACAUACCCAAACCGCAGUCUGUGAACUCUGAAAGGCGGACCAGCUUCUUUGGUCCACGGCGGACUAGUGGAGCCAGCAUGCCUCGUAACAGCACCAUGUCGGGGUUUGGAGGAAGUGAGAAGAUAAAAGACACCAGACCUCUGCAUGAUAAAGCGUUUGUUCAGCAAUGCAUCAGACAGCUGCAUGAGUUCUUGACAGAGCAGGGUUACCCGGGCACUUUGUCAGCCAAGACCCUCCAGUCUCCCUCCACCAAGGAGUUUGUGAAGGUGUUUGAGUUUGUCUACCGUCAGCUAGACCCGACCUUUGAGAUGCCAAACUCAAAAGUUGAGGAAGAGGUUCCAGCUAUCCUAAAAGCCCUGAGGUAUCCGUUUGUUCUCUCCAAGUCUUCAAUGUAUUCUGUUGGAGCUCCUCACACCUGGCCUCAGGCUCUUGCUGCUCUCAUGUGGCUAAUUGACCAAGUCAAGAUCAACUGGUGUUUGAGUAAGCAGGAGCUGCUGUUCAGUGACUUCUGCGAGGACACUGAUGAUAUCGAGGAAGGGGCCGAGUAUAACAAGCUCCUCUUGGACUACACAGCUGAGACAUACUCAAAGUUCAUGCAGGGGGAUGACACAUUUGACGAUGUGGAUGAAUUAUUCCUCAAUAAACUAAGGAAAAUUUACAACGUUGACGAAGCCCUGCUGGACUCCAUGGAGGAGAAGUACGGAAUACUCAGCACUGAGGUUGACCGACUGGAGAAGAACAGCCAGACGGACCGUCUAAUGACCAAGAGGUUGGAAAGAGUGAAGCUGCAGACAGACCUCAAGAAACUCCAGAGUUAUCGAAGCAGCCUGGAUUCCUUUACAGCCAACCUGGAGAACAAAGACUCUGAACUGAGUGAGGAGCUGGAGACCACUGGCAGUCAUCUGGAGUCUCUAAAACAUGAGCAAGAUGAACUGCUGCACCUCCUGAAGAACCAGAGGUUUACGCCGGCUGAUGUCGAGAGGAUCAACAGAGAGAAGAGAGAACUCCAACAGACCAUCUCCAGUCUCAGCAAGUCUCUUGAAGACGCUGAGCAGCACAAGUGGAAUGAGGAGAUCGCUCUGGCCAAAGUGAACGAGAAGGCGGAGUUGAAGGUAGCAGAGUACCACAAGCUGGCACGUAAACUGAAGCUGAUACCACUGUCUGCAGAGAACGCCUGUGGUCAUGAUUUUGAGAUCAGGCCGUUUGAAUGUGGACUCGGCAUGGUUCAGCAUAAAGCGCAGACACAGAUGCUCCUCAGAAAGCUCGUCAGUGACGUGGAGGAGGAGAACAGUCGAUUAGCCAACAUGAAACUCAGUCUGGAGGAGUCUAGUGAACAGGUGAAUUCUAACAUCUUGGACAAGUCCAAUGACCUGAAGCAGCUGAGAGAGCAGAUCCGCAAGGUGGAUGAACGGUUGGAUUCCGACAUGCAGGAGCUGGCCCAGGAGGAACAGGACUGGGCAGCAGAGAUGGAGUCAGUGGAGAACCAUCGUAGGCUUCUUGAGAAGAAGGUUAAUUAUGGAUACGACGAGUCAGUGCAACAACUGAAGGCAGCACAACAACAGUACCACCUGGUGCUGCAGGAGACCAAUGAGGAGAGGCGUACAGUAGCAAACAACCUAGCGUCUGUAUUUACUACAGCUGCUAACCACUUGUCAAUCACAGAGAAGUGCAUGGAGGAUCUUCACAGCAGAGUGCAGCGUGUUUGCUCUAAGGCUGUGGAAGAGGAUGAAGCUGUUGUGCAGAAGCUGAGGGAAACUUUGAAGACCUUCACAUCCAAAGCAAACAGUUUGUAAAGUGAGGCGUGAGGGUGGGGGCCUUUAAGUCGGCAGAUAAUUUAAGAGACAAUGGGUGGGGGAGUUUUUCCUGUCAUUUGUGUUUUUUUAGAAUGAAUCUUGAGAAAAGAAAGAAACGUAACACAUUAGAUUUUCAUUCAUUAGUUCUGAACAUGUUUUUGUAAUUGUAUCCUAUGACUUAUAGCCUUAGAUUAACAAAAAAUGUCACCGCCAGUUUUCUUGGUAUAAAUUAUUCUGUUUGAACAGCAGUGUGUAUUUGCAGCCACAGAAGCAUUGUAAAUACAAAGUGGUUGCAUCAAGACGGAGGUUUUGAAGUCUUAAUUCACGUUCAGUUUCAGUUAGUUAUUAACAGAAUGUUCACGUCUGUGUUUUGUGUCUGUUUCAACACUUUUAAUAAACAUUCAUAUGCUAAAUAAAAGUGACUUUAACCCUA
Messenger RNA from Cottoperca gobio, 2486 nucleotides. Its product is annotated as kinetochore protein NDC80 homolog. Gene Ontology annotation, biological process: attachment of mitotic spindle microtubules to kinetochore. Lineage: Eukaryota; Metazoa; Chordata; Actinopteri; Perciformes; Bovichtidae. Gene Ontology annotation, cellular component: Ndc80 complex. The record is from RefSeq and is a predicted model, not a curated record.